UUCGCCGAGCAUCAACACGGAUUUCGGAGACUGCACAGCACAACAACAGCUUUGCAUGCCAUCACCACACACAUUUGCCGUGGCUUCAAUCAACCCAGGCCAUGUGAUAGGACGGUCCUCGUGGCACUGGACCUAUCGAAGGCAUUCGACACGGUCAGCCAUGCCAAAUUAUUUGAGGACAUCGCCAACACGUCCCUCCAGCCAGGCCUGAAACGUUGGGUCGCGAAUUAUCUGUGUGGCCGCCAGUCAUUGGUGGAAUUUAGGGAUAAGAAGUCAAAACACCGUAGAGUGAAACAGGGAGUUCCCCAAGGUGGGGUGAUAUCUCCGGCUCUGUUUAACCUCUACCUAUCCUCCAUCCCACCUCCUCCAGACGGCAUAGAGAUCGUAUCAUAUGCGGACGAUUGUACGAUCAUGGCAUCAGGCCCCCCACCCAUUGAUGACAUCUGCGAUAGGUUAAACGUCUACCUCAACGAGCUUGCCUCAUAUUUCGCAGCAAGAAAUCUGAAGAUAUCCGCCACCAAAUCUUCAGCCACACUGUUCACUACAAAUACGCGUGAGGUGAAUACUGAGCUGACUGUGAUGGUCGAUGGAGAAAUGAUUCCGACCAUCAAGUGUCCCAAAAUACUUGGCGUCACAUUUGAUAGCUCCUACACUUUCUCCCCACAUGCCACAGCAAUCUGCAAUAAAGUCAAAAGUAGAAACAAGUCACUCGCUGGCAGCACUUGGGGUGCAGACAAAGAAACCUUGUUGACCACGUACAAAGCAAUUGGCCGGUCUGUGGUAAGUUAUGCAGCGCCAGUGUGGUCUCGUCAACUUUGUGACACGCAGUGGAAUAAUAUUCAGAUCUGUCAGAAUGCCGCCCUCCGAACUGCGACGGGCUGUCUCCUCAGUUCUCAUGUGGACCACCUCCAUCAGGAGACAAAGAUCCUACCAGUGCGAAGACAUAACUACAUGCUGUCUAAGCAAUACCUUUUGGGCUGUUAUCGCAGAAAUCAUCCAAAUCAUCAUCUUGUGGAUGGAUACCCACCGCCCAGAAGCCUUAAGGUAGAUCUACACGAUCUAGAGCGUGAGGUCCAGCGCUACAAGAGAGAACCUCUAGAUCAAGCGGCAUAUCAAGCGGGUCUGAACAACAUUCAUGCAGACACGGUAGCAGACGCGUUAAUUGGCUACCGGGUGAAUGUAGUCCUUGUAGUCCUCCCCCGGCAAACCAGAGUGGUUCUGGCUCAAUUACGUUCCUACAGAUGCAGCCGCCUCAAUUCCCACAGAGCUAGGAUUGAUGCCGACGUGCAAGAUGUAUGUCCCGAUUGUAACCAGGGACCGCACGAUACACGUCACCUGUUUAACUGCCCGGCCAGACCCACUCGACUCAGACCCAGAUCCCUGUGGACGCACCCCAUCCUAGUCGCGGAGUUCCUGGGUCUUGACACUCAACAGAAUCAAGCAGACGAAAGAUAGUACACAAUAAACUGCUACAACAACAACAGCAACAUAAGCACCACACAGGCUGGAGCUUUGAGCUCCGACCUGUGAGGCGGUCAAAUGUAGUUAUCACGAGAAGCUUAGCUGCGAGCUACCGGGUGCAUCCACAGAUUGCGGAUAGUGGGAUGCAUGGUAUACGGAGUAGCUGCAACUGCAAAUGAAAAAUUUAAAUGAAAUACUGAGUGCCUAUGAUGCUCGAUAUAACAAGGCGAGUUUUUUGGCUCCUUUAAAUAAACAAUGACCAUUAUGUUCCCGCAGCGAGAUUGACGGGGAUCGCUACCUCCACAUGCAUUGUGGCUAUAAAAACAUUAUAACAACAACAUAUUUGUACCCUCUUUCUUCGAAAGCUCUAAUUGAAGCAUUGUAUACAUGGCUGUGCUGUGAAAAAUGCAGCGGAUCCAGAUCUUAUAUGUCUUUCGUUUUAUCACCAUCUACAACUACAUGCCCACCGGGGAGUGCUGGUCUGCACUGCAAUUCCUCUUGUCACUAGAUAUCGCCUUGUUUAUCAUAUAUAACACUAUGGGCCAUGUUAAAAUGUUGAUCCUUGUUUUAUUUUAUGUCCCGCAUACUAGGCCCAUUUAUUUUUUUAUAAGUUGGUAAUCUGUUUGUAUUUUCCCAGAAAUAACUGUCAAACUCUUCCGUAGCACUGUAGUAAGCAUUCCAUCUAUAACGCCGAACGCCUGGGUUCGAAACCUGACGAGAACAUGAGAAUAUAUUUUGUGGUGGUUGUUUCCUUACUAAAAAAAGUGUUACCCAGUGAUUGAUAUGUGGAAUAUAUCACAGCUGUUACUGUGGUGGCCACCAUCGCGCAGAGGUCAGCAUAUCCGUCCGCCUUUGACGCUGAACUAGUAGUCAUAGUUUAGGAGUAUUGCGGCCUACAUUGAUUUGCUUUUCAUUUAAAUACAUUGUUGUUGUUGUAGCAGUAUGUUAUACACUGAGGCGGCCGCCCUUGCCGAUGAAAGACUCCAUCGGGCCAAUCUGGUACGUACAGCCGGCAGCCAUGGGAUUGCAUCCACUGUUUUGGCGUAUUGUGACCGACUACACAUUUUACCAGAAUAAAGAUGUUAGAUUAAAGUCGACUUUCAACUAAUUGAUUAAUCAAUUUUUUACAUAAAACAGACGAAAAGUCUGUUUAGAAAACGAAUAAUCGACAUUAAAGUCAAAAAAGUUGAAAAAUAAAAAAGUCGAGAAAUAAAUAAAAUCGAACAUUUUCGAAAAAAAAAUCUAAAAAAGUCGAAAUGUCGAAAAAAUUUAAAAUGUAUUUAGUCGAGUUUUGCCGCCGAUUGCUUCGAAUAUUUGUUUGCUAUGGUUGCAAUAGUUACAGGAAAUACUGGAAAUGGAGCGUUUAAAAAAACCCCAAAAAUAAUACCCAAAAUCAAAAGUGGACCUAUUGGGACAGUAUGGGUAUCAAAUGAAAGGUAUUGGAAAGUAGAAUGUUCAUAUGAUAUUAAAACUUGGGUUCAAGUACCGACCCCAAAACUCCGCUCCAACCCCACCCCAAAACUCCGGUCCAACUCCACAGACAUAGUGGAGUUCAUGUCAAUAAGGGGCUCAAAAGAAAGGCAUUGGGACGUAUACUACGAAUAUGGCAUAAAAAUCAAGUCCAAGUUAAUGCAUAUUAGCCUAGCAUGUUAGCCGACUAUGGAAAUAUGGGGCUCAAAUUAAAGUAAUAGCUUCGACUUCUCACAUUCCGGAUCUCCCUCCUGUUCCAGUGUUACUUGCGCGUUCAUCGACCACACCCUUAACUCAGACUGUCCUAUGGCCUUCACUGCCAAAUUGUCUGCUCUUUCAUUCCCCCUUACUCCGCUAUGAUCCGGCAACCAAACGAUGCGGAAUAUGUCAUCCUCAGAGAAGGCGUUAAUAUCUUUCUUACACUCCAAGACUGUUCAUGACUUUACCGUCCUGAUUGUUAUUGCCCUGAUGGUCAGUUUACAGUCUGUAAAGAUGUUCACACUCGACGUCUCACGCGUUCUGUGAUCGCCCGGAUCUCCGCCUGCAUGCGCGUAUUUUGGUCAGGCAAUCGAAAACAGAUAUCAGUCCCUGGGUUCGCAAUGUCUCAUGCCCACUCUGUCCUCUAGCUUUGAUCCAUCUGUAUAGCAUUGGCAAUAUGGCAAUUUCAAAGUACCGUCAAUUCAAGACUUGCUUAUGAUAUAUUCGAGAUAAAAAGACCGCUAAGGAAAUGUGAGGAGCUUAAAAGCGACAUUUGAGAAGAAGUCUAUUGUAAGUCAACUAUUGGUGAGAAAGCAAUUAAUAAAUAUGAAGAUGAAUGAGUGUGA
Messenger RNA from Stomoxys calcitrans (stable fly), 3755 nucleotides. RefSeq lists its product as uncharacterized. NCBI's taxonomy places the organism in Eukaryota, Metazoa, Arthropoda, Insecta, Diptera, Muscidae. The record is from RefSeq and is a predicted model, not a curated record. Bases 412 to 1455 code for a protein of 347 amino acids. The transcript is spliced from 2 exons.